UGACGUAACAUCCAUUCAAUGGAUGGAUCAUCGGGUCCUUCGUCAUUUCUGCACGCACUCAACUUCAACCCUUACAAUCUUCCAGGCUGCACUACAAUACGAUUAUGCGUACGUUAUACUCGUAUAACAAUCAUUUCUAGGCAGAUUUGUUCAAUGCGAAUACUCUUAUUGUUUCGUUGCUUGUUCGACCAAUGGAGUCAAUCCCUACUAGGCUGACCUGGCCUGACUAGAGACUGUCCGCGUAUCACGUAUCGUCAUCCACCCUCGUUUUUCGCAUUCGCGAGUCGUAUCCUUUCUCGUUGUUCGCCAAGAGCUCGGUUCUAGGGUCGACGUUGACUGGCCUGACCUUCGUUUUGGAUCAUGAUCCUUGUACUGGAGCUUGCGCCUCUUUCGGAUGUUUCUUCAUUCAUCCAUCAUAUUGCUUUCCCUCUGUUCUAAGAUAACAACAUGGAGAGGAGACUGGCUUACAACAUCACAGCUUCAACUUGUCAACCACUGUGGACUUGCACCUUUUAAAAGUUGCCAUUCUCCAGAGCGCUCAUUGUUCGAAACAGGAUCAUGCCUACGCUGAGCAUAACCGCCAUAUACUUUUGCGCCCUGUGGAGAGAUUCCUCGCCCCCAAAUGAUCAGGCAAAGUUUUGAUGCCAUACUAAGUUAGCUGGGCAAGCAGAUUCCUGAAACGAUAUUUCAGAGGUUCUCAGAUGGCUGAUAAGAUGCCUCGUCUUACCACUAUGUUACAUUCGAACAGAGUCAAACUGAUCACUUCUCUAGAUUACACCUUUGAACCUUAUCUCACAGGAAACUCAAUAGCACUCCUCACAGUAUCGUGACCCAUGACUAUGUACUCUAGCUUUAAUACACAAAACUUUACUCUGAAGAGUUUUUCCCUUAAAUACUGGAUUUACCAGACUGCUCUCUUGUUUCCUCCUCGCUCCUUCAGUACCUUCUCAUCAUGGCUAAUCAAACACCCCAACAUCACAAAAUGAGACUUCGCAGCUCAGGCUGCCUCGGGUGGUUUGCCACAAGAGAUUCGCCUCAAUAUUCUAAACACGAUUGUCGAUCAGAGAAAUCCUCGCUGGUCUGCUUUGGCCUCGGUGUCUAAAGAGUGGCAAAGCGUUAUCGGAACGAGAAACAUGACCAAGCCGAGCCUCCGACCCUCGUGCCUGGAAGAUUUUGAGCAAGCACUGGUUCGACAGAGAGAUCUCGUGAGGCACAUCUAUCUCAAUGUAGAUCUGACCGAAUACGAGUGUUCGUCCUGUGAGAAUGAGUAUGAUAUCAACAUACCCAGGGAAAAUAACCGUCUUAUGGAUAAUGCGGUCUCCAAGCUUUUGAUGAUUCUCAGCACUUGGAACACGACACUCCCUUUGACCUUGUAACUCAACGCAUCGUCUGCUAGUGACUCGAAGCACUGGUUUAAGAACUUUCGUUUUAAUGACGAGCACAAUGCUCCUUAUGCCCAAGACCCAGUCAUCCCCAUGGAAGCAACGCAUAGUGACUGGCACGACCCUAAACACGGUUGGGAGAAUGGUGUCCAGACAAAGCUUCCACCUUCCACAGCAAAUGAGCGGCUGUUCGGACCUAUCGACAUGCAGUAUGUUCCCAAUUCCAACUGGCGACGAAUUCCCGAGGUCAGCGCAGUCACCCGUUUCAUGAUCCGUCGGCAAUUCCGUCAUUAUUUUGAGCCUUGGGAACUCGAAUAUAUUCUGUCUAGAUUCAGCCGCCUGACGGAUUUCAUCUACGAACCAUGGCCUUUUGAAUAUACAAGUAUCUAUCUGGGUCCAUGGGAGAGGGCUUUGAUUCCCACAGGCAUGCCAGAGACUCUCAAAAGACUGACUAUAUUUCAGGAUUCCAAACAAUACCUCACAGAGCGCGCCCUUCAAGAUAGAAAUUACGUCAGCAUUUCUCCGGAAUAUAUGUCGGAGUUCGAUUUCGUCGACAUCACCAAGAGCACCGCUCAGACAAGUCUGACCCUCGAUGAACUCUCUGUCUCAUUCUAUGUCGAUGCUAUGAACUUCUUCGAGGCAUGCGAGGAAGAAUGGACAUGGGAUCACCUGAAAUCUCUCUCCCUGACAUCAAGUCUUCUCUUUCGGAGUAUAAAGGGACAGGACCAGCGCAUUGAUAGCCUUCUUCUCACCGCAGCAAAGUUCUUACUGCGAAUGCCGAACCUAACCACCAUGGUCCUCUGGAAUGGAGGGACAGGGGAGGCUUGUGGAUUCAUCUACACCAGGACAAAGCACUACGCCCAUAUCACCUGGCAAGGAACCUGGGACCUUGAAAUGAGUCGACAGGUCCUGGAGGCAUGGGAGGAUGUUGCUAAGCUCCAUUUGGUGGAGCUUAGAGUCAGGCACGAGUGUCUUAAAGAGACCAUUAGAUCUCAUGGAGACGCCAUUUUUCAUCUGAACUUGCCUUGCCAGGUUAUUGAGCCUACAUCGUUCUGGCAAAUCCGGAUGGAGGACGCGCAGGGACUUUAAAAUAUGCCCCAAGUGCUUGAGAAUAGAAAGUUGCUCUCUAUUUCGAUGGUGCGGUUACGUUGGAGGAGAUGCCUUUCCUCAAGGUGCAAGAAAACAUCUGGCACCUUGAAUCAAGGCAAUAUAAAGGUCUACUCAAUUUGCUUGAAUAUUUUUGUCAUUGGGAUAGGCGUCCAAAAUUUCUAUCUCGUCUAGCCAGUGUUACGGCAUAUUUAGAACUUUUGGCUGUAUCACAGCAUCAAGAUGUGGUGUUCCAAAUCAUCAAUUCAACUACUUUCAUAAGCCCUUUCUUUCAUCCCUCAACUGUUCGUUCUUGUUCCAUCACUAUAGCAAAAUAUCUCCCUCCGUCUUCAUAUCAAGAAUAUCCCUUCCCCUAUUUCCGUCCGCUUCGUAAACACAAUUCGCGGAUCCCAUUUCCCUUGCCCUUCGAGCUCACUUCGAGCUCAGAGCCGCCAAAGCUUGAUAAUGUUUCUGGAACUCAAUCAUCUUAUUGAUCACCUCUUCGUUCUUUUGUGAAUCCAUGAACUUUUGCAACGAUCGCAGCGCCAUAUCGGCGCACUGUCGACGCUCGAUUUCAUUGGACGCCUUCUCCCCUUUCCAGACUGACCUUUCGAAAGAGGCUAUAGAGAGCGGUUGGAUUUCUUUGUAUGCCGUAGCCUGCUCGGGCGACGCCUGGACGGAGUUCAAGAGAUGCAUGGAGUUUCUAGAGCCCAAGGCUUCCCAGCGCUUGAUAACGUCCCGGUCUUUGGUGAAAUUUUCGAUGGCCUACAUCAAAUAUCUGUUCAUGAUAGGGGCGUUGAUUUGAAUACGCGGAUCGGAUAGCCUUUGCUGGAUUAUAUUCCAUGUGAUAUGGGACUGCUGGGGGCGGUCUCUGAGAACGUUCAAGACUUUGCUGAUGGUGAUCAGCGAAUUCCUAGGGUCUCUCAUUGCUUCUUUCUGGAUCAUAUCUAGUCUUUCUUUAUCGAUCUCCUGCGUCAGGAGCUCAGGGGGCAUCCCGUGAAAAAUGGGAGCCCGUCAAGUCCCUCGCGGAGUUUGACCCUUCCUAGGAGGCCCAGGUACUUGAUCCAGGCCAGGCGACACUCCUUCUUAUACAGAAAGUAGGCGCUCUGUUUCGAUGUCUGUUCUCGAGGGACAGUAGCUAGUGGUAGAGGUUGUUCUCUUUUCAUCACAGGAGGCGGUAUGCCUGCUAGUCUAUUUGUUAGUUUGUAUAAAGGAGAAAGUACUUGACUUACCUGUCAGUGGCGAGGCGCCAGUCAAGUCAAUUGCUUCAGGAGUCAUAGCAAGCUUUGAUUCGAUGGCUUCCAGAAGAGGCUUAUGGUUUUGGGGUUGGUAUUACUUAUUGGGGCGUUGAGAUGUGUUGUUGAGAUAAUGUAAGGUAUAGAGGAAAGAAAUAGGAAGAAGUGGAAAAAGCGAAUGAACACAGGC
Molecule: messenger RNA, 3893 nt
Organism: Fusarium verticillioides 7600
Lineage: Eukaryota; Fungi; Ascomycota; Sordariomycetes; Hypocreales; Nectriaceae
Exons: 2
Coding region: 1476-2471 (331 amino acids)
Source: RefSeq, a predicted model, not a curated record